This is a messenger RNA of Kogia breviceps (pygmy sperm whale), 1712 nucleotides long. RefSeq names its product HDGF like 3 (gene HDGFL3). The record is from RefSeq and is a predicted model, not a curated record. NCBI's taxonomy places the organism in Eukaryota, Metazoa, Chordata, Mammalia, Artiodactyla, Physeteridae.
GGGAAAGAGGCCGCCGGUGGCGGCGGCGGCAUGAGGCAGGCGACGCGGCGCCUGUGAGCAGCGCGCGGCGGCGGCGGGGAACCUCAGCGCGCGGAGAGCCGAGCGGCCGGGGGCUCCCCUCCCCCGCUGCCGGGCGGUGAUUUGCCGGGCCUGCUGCGCCCCCCGCCCACCCCUCGCCCCAGCGGCCGCCUCACCGCUUCCCUUCGUCGGAGCGGCCGCUCGUCCGCCCGCCCGGCUCGAGGCCCGCGGGGAGCGCGGCGCAGUCUGUUGGCCCGCGGGGGGGCGGCCUCCCGGCAUCUUCGCGGCGCCCAAGGACGACCAGGAAGGGGAGCGGCCGGGAUGGCGCGUCCGCGGCCCCGCGAGUACAAGGCGGGCGACCUGGUCUUCGCCAAGAUGAAGGGCUACCCGCACUGGCCGGCCCGGAUUGAUGAACUCCCAGAGGGAGCUGUGAAGCCUCCAGCAAAUAAGUAUCCUAUCUUCUUUUUUGGCACCCAUGAAACUGCAUUUCUAGGUCCCAAAGACCUUUUCCCUUAUAAGGAAUACAAAGACAAGUUUGGAAAGUCAAACAAACGGAAAGGAUUUAAUGAAGGAUUGUGGGAAAUAGAAAAUAACCCAGGAGUAAAGUUUACUGGAUACCAGGCAAUUCAGCAACAGAGCUCUUCAGAAACCGAGGGAGAAGGCGGGAAUACUGCAGAUGCAAGCAGUGAGGAGGAAGGUGAUAGAGUAGAAGAAGAUGGAAAAGGCAAAAGAAAGAAUGAAAAAGCAGGCUCAAAACGGAAAAAGUCAUACACUUCAAAGAAAUCCUCUAAACAGUCCCGGAAAUCCCCAGGAGAUGAAGAUGACAAGGACUGCAAAGAAGAAGAAAAUAAAAGCAGCUCUGAGGGUGGAGAUGCCGGCAAUGACACAAGAAACACAACUUCAGACUUGCAAAAAACCAGUGAAGGGACCUAACUACCAUUAUGAAUGCUGCAUAUUAAGAAAACCACAAGAAGGUUAUACGUUUGGUUGUCUAAUAUUCUUGGAUUUGAUAUGAACCAACACAUAGUCCUUGUUGUCAUUGACAGAACCCCAGUUUGUAUGUACAUUAUUCACAUUCCUCUCUGUUGUGUUUGGGGGAAAAAAGACAUUUUAGCCUUUUUUAAGGUUAUUGAUUUAAUUUCAUGUUAUUUGGUUGCAUGAAGUUGCCCUUAACCACUAAGGAUUAUCCAGAUUUUUGCACAAGCUUAUACAAGUCUAGGAUCCUUUAUCAAGGCAGUUAUGUUCAUCAGUCUCCUGCCUUUACUCCACCAUCACCAAACACUCAGUUAAAUAUAAAUUAGCAUUUUUUAAAAUGACCACUCAACAUAAUGCUUAAGGGAUUUCCUCUCUGUGACAGAACCCAGGAACCAAUUCCUAGAUACACAAUGUUGGCAUAUUGAAGAUAAACUUAAAAUUGUUCUUCAGUUUUGAGGCCAUGUGUAAAGUUUAAUCAUAUUGUAAAAUAUCUAUUCCGUAUUAGAAAUAGCUAGUUGACAGCUUAUACUUCUCAAAACUCAUGUUGUUAACGUACACAAACUCAGUUUCUAUAUGUGAAGUUAGUUAGUCUUUUGUGUUACUCCAAAAUAAAGGCAAUGAUUUAUUUUUUCCCAAUCUCAGUACAAUUUGAGCUAAUCACUCAAGCUGGAUUCUUUACAUUUUAAAGCUGGAAUCAGCAGUAGCCCUAUGGGAAGUAA